Notolabrus celidotus (New Zealand spotty) is the source of this 905-nucleotide messenger RNA. RefSeq lists its product as uncharacterized. Lineage: Eukaryota; Metazoa; Chordata; Actinopteri; Labriformes; Labridae. The transcript has 13 exons. The record is from RefSeq and is a predicted model, not a curated record. Bases 153 to 713 code for a protein of 186 amino acids.
AGGGAGGUCUUCUGUGUCUUGAGUGUGCCGGAUGUGGUGGGCUGUUGAAAGAGGAAGCAAAGCAUUUCUGCUGCAUCCGUCUGAAGAGUGAGGACGGCUGGACCGCUGACGGAAAACAGCAGCUUCUUCAGCCAUGACAGAAAGAUGAACUGAUGAUGAUGAUGAUGACCAGUAAACCACACGGUAUGAUAGGAAACUCUGGUGUGCUGACUGCGGUCCUGGCCGUGGUGUCAGUCCUGUCUCUGAGUCUGCUCUCUCUCUUCUGUCUGCGAUGCAAAAAGAAAUCAAAGAUCAUUCACGAGGAGCAUCAGAUCUACAACCCAGACACAUUUCAGCGUGGGGGGAGCAGGUUUGCAGUGAUAAGAUCAAAAACAGUUACCAGAGCCAGUCCUCUAUCUGCAAACCCUGUUGAAUCAGGACACCGGUUUGAGGAGUACCCACACCUGACAGAUGGUAAUGAUGACCCGUCAGACUAUCAAAAUAUCGGAGAGGCUCACACAGGAAGUGCAGAACACACAUACGUAGCUCCACUCCCGAUCACAGUGUACGAGAAUGAAAAUACCAAGAAACAGAUAACUGAUAUGAAUCAGGCUCUAGAUGUCUACGUAAACGUCCCAUCGUUCUCCGUAAAUGAUGAUGAGGAUGAUUACGAGAACUCUCAAUUCCUGCAAGAACAAGAAGAGCCGGAUUACGUGAAUGAAGACGGCACCUGAUGUGAACUCCACCGACAAGAUCUGAAGACAUCCGCUCACAAUCUGAACCUUCUGUACAACUGAGUUUUUACAAGGCCUGCCAUGUGUCCUGUGAAUCUGGACCUUGAUUGUGGUGCAGACUUAGACUGCCAUCUACUGGUGGAAAAUGUAUGUUCAAAUAAAGAAUAAAUAAUAAAAAGAUGGACCUUUGAA